Molecule: messenger RNA, 1917 nt
Organism: Emericellopsis atlantica
Lineage: Eukaryota; Fungi; Ascomycota; Sordariomycetes; Hypocreales; Bionectriaceae
Product: Fungalysin metallopeptidase-domain-containing protein
Exons: 2
Coding region: 1-1917 (638 amino acids)
Molecular function (GO): metalloendopeptidase activity; zinc ion binding
Source: RefSeq, a predicted model, not a curated record
AUGAAGUACCAGAUGCUCCUUGGCCUCACUGGCCUCGCGGCUGUCCAUGCCCACCCUCAACGUCGCCAGCCCAACAAUGGUGCGGCUGCCCUGUCCAAGCGCGGCGUCGACCUCUCAGAGUACGCAAUGCCUGGUCUAGGCUCGUACACAAAGACGUCCAACGUCAAGCCGGCCGAGAUGCGCAUCUCGUCGUCCGACUACGUGGAAACAGCCACCAAGCUCGUCAAGGAAAAGUUCCCGGACCUCGAGUUCCGUGUCAUUGACGACGCAUACGUCGGUGGCAACGGCGUCGGGCAUGUCAACUUUAAGCAGACUGUCCACGGGCUUGAUGUGGACAAUGGCGACUUUCACGUAAAUGUUCGCGAAGGCAAAGUCUUCUCCCACGGUAACAGCUUCUUCACCGGCAAGCUGCCCAGCGACUCACCCCUGAAGAAGCGCGACUACUCAAACCCCGUCGAUGCCCUUCGUGGUGCCAUCAAGGCCCUGGGUCUGCCACUCAAGGCUGACAAUGCCAUCAUUGAGCAAAGCCUCAUCGGCAGCGAGCACCCAGAGCAGUACAUCAUCAGCGGUGCCGAGGGUGACGUGGGCAAGCUGGAGACUCGCCUCUUGUGGGUGAGCAACGGCAACGACAAAGACCUGCAGCUCUCCUGGCGCGUAGAGACGGAGCUCGAAGAUAACUGGCUGCUGACCUAUGUCGACGCCGCGGACACCAGCCGUGUGGUUGGCGUCGUCGACUACGACUCGGACGCCACCUACGAAGUGUACCCGUGGGGCUUCAACGACCCCCUCGACUCUGAUGUAGAAAGGACCGUCGUGGAAGAUCCCUGGCUCCUCGAGGCGUCGCCCCUCGGCUGGCACAACGACGGCAUCAGCAAGUACACAACCACCCGUGGCAACAACGGCAUCGCUCAAGUCAACCCCAGCGGUGCGGAUGGGUAUCUCGACCGCUACCGUCCCGAGAGCAAAGAUCUUGCGUUCGAGUACCCCUUUUCCCUCAACGAGACCGACAACACCAAGUACUGGGACGCCUCCAUCACCCAGCUCUACUACACGGCCAACCACCUCCACGACCUCCUGUACGUGCUCGGCUUCAACGAGGAGGCGGGCAACUUCCAGAUCAGCAACAACGGCAACGGCGGCCGGGGCAACGACUUUGUCUACCUCCAGUCCCAGGACGGCUCCAGCACGGACAAUGCCAACUUCCGCACACCCCCAGACGGCCAGAACGGCCGCAUGCGCAUGUACAUGUUCACCUCGACCGUCCCCGAGCGCGACUCGAGCUUCGACGCCGGCGUCGUCAUCCACGAGUACGUCCACGGCCUCUCGACCCGGCUGACCGGCGGGCCCGCCAACUCCAACUGCCUCAGCUCGGGCGAGCCCGGCGGCAUGGGCGAGGGCUGGUCCGACUUCUUCGCGACCGCCAUACGCCUCAAGCCCGGUGACACGCGCGCCACCGACUACCCCAUGGGCGACUGGGUCACCGGCAACCCGGCCGGCAUCCGCAAGUACGUCUACUCCACCAGCCUGACCACCAACCCGCACACCUACGCCGCCGUCGAUGGCCUCACCCGCGUGCACGACAUUGGCAACAUUUGGGCCUCCAUCCUCUACGAGGUCCUCUGGAACCUCAUUGACAAGCACGGCAAGAACGACGACGCUUUCCCCGUCCUCGACGAAGCGGGUGUCCCCCAGGACGGCAAGUUUCUCGCCCUCAAGCUCGUCCAGGAGGGCAUGGCCCUGCAGCCCUGCUCGCCCGACCUCAUUGCGGCGCGGGACGCCAUCAUCGAUGCGGACGAGGUUCUGACGGGUGGUGACAACUUUUGCGAGCUUUGGGCUGGCUUCGCCAAGCGAGGUCUUGGGCCAGAUGCGGCGAGGAGGCCGCGCACAGAGGACUUUGAGCUUCCGGAGGGAUGCUAG